AUGACAACAACAGCAGAUCCUAAUACAACAACUGAAGAUUGUUGUAGCACAACAGUUACUUUAACUGAAACUGAUCAAAAUGUUCGUCCACAGUCUCCAACACUUAUACUUGAAUUACAUCGUCCAAUUGGUGCAGGUCCACAUGUUCGUUGGUCAGAAGAGACUGUUGAUAAUGAAAAUAUGAAUAAAAAAAAAUCAAAAUGUUGUUGUAUUUAUACAAAACCACAUGAUCCUCAAUCAAAUGAUGAUAAAAUAAAUGAAGUUGAUGAAUAUGGAAAUUGUCAACAUUGUCGAUAUCAUACAGAAUCGGAUUAUACUGCUGAACCAGAAGACCGUCAACCGAAAGUUAAAUUAGUUAUUGGCCAACCAAAAUAA
Rotaria sordida is the source of this 375-nucleotide messenger RNA. The record is from the annotation of a GenBank genome assembly. NCBI's taxonomy places the organism in Eukaryota, Metazoa, Rotifera, Eurotatoria, Philodinida, Philodinidae.